This is a messenger RNA of Fusarium vanettenii 77-13-4, 870 nucleotides long. RefSeq lists its product as uncharacterized. The coding region runs from base 1 to 870 and encodes 289 amino acids. The transcript has 2 exons. Gene Ontology annotation, molecular function: dihydroneopterin aldolase activity. Lineage: Eukaryota; Fungi; Ascomycota; Sordariomycetes; Hypocreales; Nectriaceae. The record is from RefSeq and is a predicted model, not a curated record. Gene Ontology annotation, biological process: folic acid-containing compound metabolic process.
AUGGCUGGAGAAGCCCCCAUCGUGUCGUUCAGACGACUCUCCAACGAAGAGGGAGACCCCGUCGCCGUUGUCCGAGUGCGAAACCUUCAGACAACCAUUCAAGGUCCCAAGGACGCCUGGGGCCGUGGGGCCAAGCAGCAGCCUCUCCUGGUAUCGGCCGAAGUCUCGCUCACCCAGCCCUUUGGGACGUCGUCUGCCGACGACAAGGUCGCCUCGGACACGGUGCACUACGGGCUACUCAGCAAAGCCAUCCUAAGCACCCUUGGUCGCCUCCCCAAGUCGGGAUUGUCACUGAGCGAUGUCCUGAAUGAGCUCUGGAUCGAUCUCACCGGGUUCCGCUACAACGGGCUUAGAGGACCCUCGGCAAGCGAAUCGAAGUCGUUCCUAGACAUCACCUUCAUUCGUCGACUGACCAUCUCACUUGUCCUCCCCAAGGCGUCACUCAUGGGGAGUGCAAUUCGUCUCUCUGGAUCUGCCCUCUUCAGCAACUCAUCACCCACAACGCGGAGCCUGGAGCUCGGCCUGGAAGGUCUUCGGGUUCCGACACUCAUCGGUGUCAACAGCAACGAGCGCCUCGCCAAGCAAGUCGUCAUAGCGAAUGUACGGAUAGACGAGUAUGAGAGCAUGUACGAUGACUAUGCUGUCCUCGAGAGUGUGGUGGUCGAUGCCAUGAUCGCGUCGUCGUAUGAAACAUUGGAGGCUCUGGCAGCAGACCUCUCGGUGCAGGUUGCCAAGCAGCUGCGAUCCAAGCGUGAGGAGUUUUAUGGUGCCAUCAUUCGAAUUGGACUGGAGAAGCCUACCGCCGUGCCCCUUGCCGAUGCAGCCUGUGUCGAGUUGACAGUCAAGACGGAGGAUGUCAAGACUGAUUAG